Messenger RNA from Cyprinus carpio (common carp), 3838 nucleotides. Its product is annotated as basic proline-rich protein-like. The coding region runs from base 42 to 3536 and encodes 1164 amino acids. The record is from RefSeq and is a predicted model, not a curated record. NCBI's taxonomy places the organism in Eukaryota, Metazoa, Chordata, Actinopteri, Cypriniformes, Cyprinidae. The transcript has 12 exons.
AUUUAAUAGACGCAUCACAUGCUUCACGAGCAUGUGCUACAAUGGAAUUUUGGAAAAUAUGGGGAAGGUUGUUAAUUAUACAAAGUUUUUUCACAUGCAUUACUUUAAUACACUGCAGAAAUCUGCUACGGUUUUCUGGAACGGAAAAAACGAACAAUGAAGGUGGCGAAGAUAUUUCAGAAAAAAAUAUAUCAGACCACAAGGGAUAUUUUGAGCCCUUAGCUGAUUUUGACCAUCUUGGUGAUAACGCCGGAGUUUCAGGUCUUCAGAAAAAAUCAUUAAUUAAAGGACAGCUACUCAGUUCUUCUGAAGCAGCCUGGGAUGCCAUGUCUCCAAAGUUGAGGUGUGGUGACGAUCUCGUGAAGUUACAGCUCAGUGGUCCAGAAUUAGCAAAUGUUGAACUCUGUCGAGGUAAUGGGGUGCCUGUUCCUCUCACUCAGUUGCCACCUCACUGUGGACACACAGCACUCACUUAUGCAGGUCUUGUCUAUGCUACUCCCUAUGAUGGAUGUGGUGUUGUGCAACAGGGAGGGUAUUAUGUGAUGCAGAUACAGUGGCAGGGAAACUCUGCAGUCAUUACUUGUCCUAUGACCUCUACCAUUGCAAAUGAAACCUUCCUGGGACCUCAUCCUCCUAAAUAUCUGCACAUUUUGCUGCCUCCCUUCUCUCCUGAUACACAAAGUCCAGAUGCACCUGCAAUGCCACAAGUGUCUGAUACUGCAACACUGAAGCCACCACCUCUUGUGUAUCCACAAGGGUUUUGGCCUUUCCCUCAUUAUCUUUAUCCUGGAAGGGUUUAUGCCACAGCUAAACAAACGGAGAAACCUGUUACAACUACUCUAGUUUCCCAAGCACCAACUGGAGAACCUCAACCUCCCAAAUACCCCGAGAUGUCUUGGCCACACUACCAUCCUGAUUACCUCUAUCAUGGCAGACCAAAACCCACUUUGAAACCUGUUCCCGCCUCUGGCUCUGACACUAAAUCAGAUGCACCAGCUGAAAAGCCUCAACCUCCCAAAUACCCCCAGAAGCCAUGGCCUUAUCCUGGCUACCCUUCUGGUGACCCAAAACCUGUUCCCGCCUCUGGCUUUGACACUGAAUCGGAUGCACCAGCUGAAAAGCCUCAACCUCCCAAAUACCCCCAGAAGCCUUGGCCUUAUCCUGGUUGGCAGCAUCCUGGCUACCCUUCUGGUGACCCAAAACCUGUUACAGCCUCUGGCUCUGAAUCGGAUGCACCAGGUGAAAAGCCUCACCCUCCCAAAUACCCCCAGAAGACUUGGCCUUAUCCUGGUUGGCAGUAUCCUGGCUACCCUUCUGGUGACUCAAAACCUGUUCCUGCCUCUGGCUCUGACACUGAAUCGGAUGCACCAGGUGAAAAGCCUCACCCUCCCAAAUACCCCCAGAAGACUUGGCCUUAUCCUGGUUGGCAGUAUCCUGGCUACCCUUCUGGUGACCCAAAACCUGUUCCCGCCUCUGGCUCUGAAUCGGAUGCACCAGGUGAAAAGCCUCACCCUCCCAAAUACCCCCAGAAGACUUGGCCUUAUCCUGGUUGGCAGUAUCCUGGCUACCCUUCUGGUGACCCAAAACCUGUUCCAGCUUCUGGCUCUGACACUGAAUCGGAUGCACCAGGUGAAAAGCCUCACCCUCCCAAAUACCCCCAGAAGACUUGGCCUUAUCCUGGUUGGCAGUAUCCUGGCUACCCUUCUGGUGACCCAAAACCUGUUCCAGCUUCUGGCUCUGAAUCGGAUGCACACCAGCUGAAAAGCCUCAACCUCCCAAAUACCCCCAGAAGCCUUGGCCUUAUCCUGGUUGGCAGCAUCCUGGUUACCCUUCUGGUGACCCAAAACCUGUUCCAGCCUCUGGCUCUGACACUGAAUCGGAUGCACCAGGUGAAAAGCCUCAACCUCCGAAAUACCCCCAGAAGCUUUGGCCUUAUCCUGGUUGGCAGCAUCCUGGUUACCCUUCUGGUGACCCAAAACCUGUUCCCGCCUCUGGCUCUGACACUGAAUCGGAAUCGGAUGCACCAGGUAAAAAGCCUCACCCUCCCAAAUACCCCCAGAAGCCUUGGCCUUAUCCUGGCUACCCUUCUGGUGACCCAAAACCUGUUCCAGCUUCUGGCUCUGAAUCGGAUGCACCAGCUGAAAAGCCUCAACCUCCCAAAUACCCCCAGAAGCCUUGGCCUUAUCCUGGUUGGCAGUAUCCUGGCUACCCUUCUGGUGACCCAAAACCUGUUCCAGCUUCUGGCUCUGACACUGAAUCGGAUACACCAGGUGAAAAGCCUCGACCUCCCAAAUACCCCCAGAAGACUUGGCCUUAUCCUGGUUGGCAGUAUCCUGGCUACCCUUCUGGUGACCCAAAACCUGUUCCAGCUUCUGGCUCUGACACCGAAUCGGAUGCACCAGGUGAAAAGCCUCGACCUCCCAAAUACCCCCAGAAGACUUGGCCUUAUCCUGGUUGGCAGUAUCCUGGCUACCCUUCUGGUGACCCAAAACCUGUUCCAGCUUCUGGCUCUGGCUCUGAAUCGGAUGCACCAGGUGAAAAGCCUCACCCUCCCAAAUACCCCCAGAAGCCUUGGCCUUAUCCUGGCUACCCUUCUGGUGACCCAAAACCUGUUUCCAGCUUCUGGCUCUGGCUCUGAAUCGGAUGCACCAGCUGAAAAGCCUCACCCUCCCAAGUACCCCCAGAAGCCUUGGCCUUAUCCUGGCUACCCUUCUGGUGACCCAAAACCUGUUCCAGCCUCUGGCUCUGACACUGAAUCGGAUGCACCAGGUGAAAAGCCUCACCCUCCCAAAUACCCCCAGAAGCCUUGGCCUUAUCCUGACUACCCUUCUGGUGACCCAAAACCUGUUCCAGCUUCUGGCUCUGGCUCUGAAUCGGAUGCACCAGGUGAAAAGCCUCACCCUCCCAAAUACCCCCAGAAGCCUUGGCCUUAUCCUGGUUGGCAGUAUCCUGGCUACCCUUCUGGUGACCCAAAACCUGUUCCAGCCUCUGGCUCUGACACUGAAUCGGAUGCACCAGGUGAAAAGCCUCACCCUCCCAAAUACCCCCAGAAGACUUGGCCUUAUCCUGGUUGGCAGUAUCCUGGCUACCCUUCUGGUGACCCAAAACCUGUUCCAGCCUCUGGCUCUGACACUGAAUUGGAUGCACCAGGUGAAAAGCCUCACCCUCCCAAAUACCCCCAGAAGCCUUGGCCUUAUCCUGGUUGGCAGCAUCCUGGCUACCCUUCUGGUGACCCAAAACCUGUUCCAGCCUCUGGCUCUGAAUCGGAUGCACCAGGUGAAAAGCCUCAACCUCCCAAAUACCCCCAGAAGACUGGGUCUUACUACUAUCCUCAUGACCCUGGACAUAUAUUUCCUCCGUAUAGUCAUUACCCCGAUUAUCCUCUCCAUUUGCAAGAGUUUUAUCCACAAUACCCAGUUCAGCCUCCCAGAAUUCCUACUGCACCACCUAUAACCACCACUCCUCAACCCUGUACUACAACUGCAGCUGCUGAAUGCAAACCUUUUGCCACUAGCCCUCCCAAUGUGCCACCCUAGCGUAAUAUACCUCCCCAGUUAUUUAUUAUUAUUAUUAUUAUUAUUAUUAUUAUAUAUAUAUUUUUUUUUUAAGGCCCCUUUACGCUUCAACUUUUGGACUUUUCAGAUCCCAACUCUUUCCCAUGAAGCUUUGAGGACUGAGUCCAGAUGCUUAGAAUUAGGGUGGUAAUUUGCUCCAUGUGGCUCUGAAAGAUUUCCUCCUGAUUUAAUGCUAAUACUGCAAAGUGAUUCCUGCUCAUGAACCUGCUGGUUUCUGCUUUUUGGCAGUUGUCUCAAACGAUUCAAUAAAUCAAAUGAUUAAA